Contarinia nasturtii (swede midge) is the source of this 727-nucleotide messenger RNA. RefSeq lists its product as uncharacterized. The transcript is spliced from 2 exons. Bases 69 to 533 code for a protein of 154 amino acids. The record is from RefSeq and is a predicted model, not a curated record. Lineage: Eukaryota; Metazoa; Arthropoda; Insecta; Diptera; Cecidomyiidae.
GCUACACCAAGCUAUUAAAGUCUAUUCCAAUUGUUUCUUUUAUUCAAGUUUGAAAUAAAAAUUAUAACAUGGCUGCAUUAAGAUCGGUUCUUGCAACAGUACUUAUAUUCUGUAUCAUUGAAUAUUGCGAGAGUAAUGCAGGAUUUGCAGGUUUACGCAUUUCUAAUUUUGCUUUUGAGGGUCAUAAAUUGGCAAAUGGUGGAAACUGUGACGGAACUAAUCCAUUCAAACAAAUGUCAAAAUAUUGUGAACCUUAUGUAAAAAUCUUCGUAAAUGGGCAACAGGUUUUCAGAUCAGAAACAAAAAGUGCUGCAGUUAAUGCGGUAAAGUUUAGUGAGCACUACGAGAACGCCAAAAUUCCAAGGGACGCAAAAAUCCGCAUUGAAGUUUGGGAUAGUGAUUCAGGCAAUGCAGGAGGUUCAAAAGAUGAUUUGAUUUUACGAAAAGAAGUGACUCUUAAUCAAUGUCUAGGAUAUCAGACGAUUGAUAAUGGUCACGGUUCAAAAUUGUCAUUCAACGGUCUUUUAAAAUAAACUUAAGUUGAAUGAAUUUAAGCAGAAAAACAAGCGGUUAAAAAUCGUUCAUUAAACAAAUGUACAAUUCAUGGCACUUGAAGAACAUAUGUCUUUCUGACAAAUAAACAUAACGCACACAAACAAAACGCAUUCGAUGAAUUGAUAUCAUUGUGGACAUUUUGUGUGUGCGACCAUGUAUUGAUGUAUACAAA